Molecule: messenger RNA, 1260 nt
Organism: Penicillium argentinense
Lineage: Eukaryota; Fungi; Ascomycota; Eurotiomycetes; Eurotiales; Aspergillaceae
Product: TBC domain-containing protein
Exons: 3
Coding region: 1-1260 (419 amino acids)
Biological process (GO): positive regulation of GTPase activity; endoplasmic reticulum to Golgi vesicle-mediated transport
Cellular component (GO): endoplasmic reticulum membrane
Molecular function (GO): GTPase activator activity
Source: RefSeq, a predicted model, not a curated record
AUGGAUUCGUCAAGCAUCAAACAAGGCGACAGCAGCUCGCCGGAGAGUUCGGCCAUUAUAGAAAGCGACGAAGUUUCGGUUCCUUCCGCGAAAAGCUCCCAGCUGUCGUUGAAAUCACAGCAGAUCGCCGCAGCACGGGCAGAGAAAGCAGCAGCCAUCCGCAGAGCAUGUGAUGACCAUGAUGUGGAAGCGUUGGUGUCAUAUGCGACGAGCGAAGGCGGCUUGGUUCAAGACGAAUUACGACAAAAGGCCUGGCCCAUAUUCUUACAAUGUGACGAAAGUAUACAACGUGGCGACCUCAAGCCCCUGAAAGAUCUCCCGCGACAUCGCGAUGAAGACCAAGUCCAGUUGGACGUCAAUCGCUCUUUUGUCUAUUAUCCCAAUGCUCCUGAAGACGAGCUUGCACAGAAGAAGGCACAACUUUCCGACCUGAUCAUCCAAGUCCUCAGGAACCAUCCCAUGUUAUGCUACUUCCAGGGAUAUCACGACAUUGUACAAGUUCUUCUCCUGGUCUUAGGCAAUCAGAAAGCCGCAUCAGCCAUGGCGAACUUGUCUCUUUUCCGUAUUCGUGAUUACAUGCUUCCCUCGCUCUCACCAGCCGUAAAGCAUCUUCAUCUCAUUCCCGCCAUUAUUGAAACCGCAGACCCGGCACUAUGUCGACACCUCGCCAAUAUUCAACCUUUUUUUGCCCUCGCGGCUACCCUUACCCUGUACGCCCACGACAUCCAGGAAUACAGCGAUAUCGCCCGUCUCUUCGAUUUCCUCCUAGCUCGCGAGCCGGUAGUCGCCAUUUACUUAUUUGCCGCUAUGAUACUUUCUCGGAAGAAGGAACUAUUGGAAAUCCCGGCGGAUGAGCCUGAAAUGCUUCAUUUCAAGCUUUCCAAACUACCUUGCCCACUGGAUUUGGAUGGCCAUAUCUCCAGUGCGGCACAGCUUUUCGAAGAUCACCCUCCGGAGUCACUACCAUUUGGUGCAUGGAGACAAAUCUCUCGGAACAGUGUGCUCAAGGCCUCACGAGACCUGUAUCAUGAUUAUACCGUCGCAGAAGCGGUAACAUUGUUCGAGCGGCAAGCGCGACAGGUCCGAAACGAAGAACGUCGUAAGGAAGCUCUCGAGUUCGCUUGGAAGCAUCGCCGAGCGGUUGGCUCUGUGGCAUUGGCCAUUGUGGUCGGUGCUGUAUCCAUAUAUAUUCGCAAGAAGGGUCUUGAUUCAUCUAUCUGGUCUUACGUUGGUCGAAUUCGAAUUAUGCUGCUGGGUUAG